Pocillopora meandrina is the source of this 2130-nucleotide messenger RNA. The record is from the annotation of a GenBank genome assembly. NCBI's taxonomy places the organism in Eukaryota, Metazoa, Cnidaria, Anthozoa, Scleractinia, Pocilloporidae.
AUGGAUAGAAAAAUGGUGUCUUAUUGCCGUGCUUGUGGGCUCUUACUGUUCCUUUCUCUAUUUUCUUUGAUAAAAUCUGACGAUACGCAGGCUGCGGGGAUGCAUAACCCUCUACACGAUUCAAAACUAACACACGAUAAAGAGUAAGUGUAAAAUCCUUAUAGUUAAUAGUUUCAGAUGUAAUAUUAUUUGUUCUAAACCAAUAAUAAGGUUUCUGUCUCCCUUUGCGUAAGGUUUUUCGUAUGUUAUUUAUUUUCAAUCUAUUUUCGAGCUAAUUGUCUCGUUUUAUUAAGGAACCAACCACAAAACGACCGUAGCGUAUUAACUUAUUACACGUGUAUUGUAAGAAGCCUUGUCCAUCGAUCAACUAUUUGAUUUUGCAAUGAGUAGUGUAAGAUAACAUCAAUUGUGAUGAUCUGGAAAACAACUGGACUCUGACAUUUGGUUGGUACGAGCCAGCAGUUACGUAUUGCCAAUCCUCUCAUUGUAGAAUUCCCAAAUAUUUAUCCUUUUCAGAUUUACAAUCCAGAAUCAUUUUUUUCCCCUCUGAGAUCUCACAUGCAAGUCACAAAUCUCCUUUUUUUGUAAUUAGAUAAAUCUAGCAUGCUAGAAAGACAAUGGGAGAUCCUCUGUUUAGUUUGUGUUGCAUAUAGUGCACUUUUUUAAUUAACUCCCAGAAAAGAUUAACAUGUAACUUCUUCCCAUAAUAGUUCCAUGCAUUAACCAGCAAACAGAUUACAAGAAUACCCAAAAUCAUCAGGUAGAAGUUGUUAUCUUGGUCUAAAACCAAAUUCUUGCUACUAAUAUACUGGGAGAUGUGUAGCAGCCAUAGGAGGGGAUUAAGAAUCAUAUCUUGAGAGUAAAAGGAUUAAGUCAAAAACAGGGUAGCAUGCAUACUCUGACUGUCAUUUUUAUUCAAAUUGCAGCCAUAUCAAGGAACAUCUUAAGGAUGAAAUUGACUUGAAGGAUGAACAGAUGUCUGACGAGGAUCUCCAAUUCCACUACUUUAAACUGCAUGACUAUGACAAUAACAACAAAUUGGAUGGAAUUGAGCUAAUGAAUGCCAUGACCCAUUAUCAUGAUGAAGAAGGUGAAGGAAAGAACCCACAGUAUAGUGACGACGAAAUGGGACACAUGAUAGAUCAAAUUUUAGAUGAGGAUGACCACAACAAAGACGGCUAUAUUGAUUAUCCAGAAUUUGUAGCAUCACAGAAGUCUUAACAUACAGAGAUUGAAUAUUAUAUGUUUGUGUUUUUGAGAAAAUAAAUAUGCAAUGGUCAAUUUGUUACUGGUGGUGUCCGUUAUAACUUGAGCGGGAAGGAGACAUCCUUUUUUCAGUGCCAACUUGUUUUCCAGUGUCUGCAAGGGACAUUGAAAGUGCUAGGGAAGGGAGGAGAGGAGAGAUAGAGACAGAGAGGGAAGAGAGGGGCAGGCGACAGUAGAAAGUCCUUGGAACUCUUGGUGGGGGUCGCUAUCAGGUUUUACAAACAUGUACUUUAGAACACCUGUAGAUGUUGUUGUUGUUUUUUUAAUUCUGAAUUUGUUGUAGAGAAAUAGAGCUUUCACAUAUAUAACUAGUGCUAUAGUCUAUAAAAUUUAUCUGAAAAUUUCACCAUUAUUCAAAGUUUAAAGGACAAAUACCUAGGCUAUUCACUCCUGUGGUCUCCUUGAGGACCACAAAGGUCCAGAGCCAUGUUCUUUUUAACCCUUUAACCCUUAAGAGUGACAAGCAUCUAAUUUCUGCUUACAAUAUCAACAACUAAACAAACUCUUGAUUGUUAGACAAAUUCUCCUUGUCAGCACCUUAGUAAAUGUAAAGAGAGAAGUAUGGAGAAUAUAAAUACUGAUGUUAGGGUGUAAAGGGUUAAUACCUGGUAACACCCACCUUCAGCGAAAGUCCAGACAAGUGUGCUUGGAUGUUUGGUUUCUCCACUCCCCCUUCCAAACAUGUGUGUCAUACUUAUGAAUGGUACCAACUAAAGCUUCUAAAUAAAUUUUACAUGCCAGAGAGAAGCUUUAGAAAGAGGGAUGUCUCCUUCCUCAGACUUUCUCUAUCAGACACCACUUAAAUUAUUUUUUAGCAGAAUGACUAUCAAAAUUAAUUACUUGGAUGGAUGUAAAAGAAUGAUG